Molecule: messenger RNA, 2157 nt
Organism: Populus euphratica (Euphrates poplar)
Lineage: Eukaryota; Viridiplantae; Streptophyta; Magnoliopsida; Malpighiales; Salicaceae
Product: trihelix transcription factor GT-2-like
Exons: 2
Coding region: 388-1905 (505 amino acids)
Source: RefSeq, a predicted model, not a curated record
ACAUGUCCCAUUUUUAAAUUUCAAAUCCGUGAAAGGAUCAAAGCACUUAAAUCAUUCUCUCUUCUAGCCAUAUUAGGGGUUAGCCUAAUAUGCAGCCUAGUAAUGGCGGACUGUCAUAUAUCCAUCAUCAUCAUCAUGAUCAUCAUCAACAACGACAAGAAAUGCAACAACGCUUGAGAAGAUGAUUGUUGCUGCUCACCAUCAGUUUUACAAAAUCUACAAAAUCUAAACCAUCGUUGCCUAUACCACUUGCAACAAGAACAACAUAAACGGCCUCAUCAAGCUUUUUUGCAGCAGCAUCACCAGUUGUUCUAUCCAUUUCAGCAGCAGCAGCAGCAACAACAGAGCCAGGGUCAAGGCAUCCCUCAAAACCCUUCACUAUUCACCAUGAGUUUUAAGUUGGGGCGCAAUGAAGGAAGUGGCAACAAAAAGGCUAGUGUUUUAAAUAAUCAAGAUGAAGCUGCUGCUACUCCUACAUUACUUGAUGGAAAUGGGCAUGUUAAUCCGCCACAUGCCAUUUUAAUGCCUCGUUCCUGGCAUCCCCUGGAAGAUUAUACCACUAUCAAAGAACCGUUUUGGAAACAACUCGAGAAGAAGCGGUGGGGAAGUGAGGAGGAAGAAAUUAGUGGAAACAGAACUAGGUAUUUUAGGCCUUUAGAGAUAGAACACGUAGUUGAUGAAAGUAGGGAGAGAUGCAGGAAUUUGGACAUCAAAUUUCCCAUCUUUAAUGAACUUGAAGCUAUAUAUAGUCUUGCAAAGAUUGCUGAAGCUAAUCAAACAGGCUCUGGCUCUGUUCUCACAGGCGACCAUUCACCAACGAAUGCGGGUCAUUCAGUGCCAUCCAGUGCUGCCAAUAAUGUAACUGGUGUUGAUCAUGGGUCAGAGAAUUCAAUUGGAGAGGAAGCUUCAUUAAGAAAGAGCCAGAAGAGGAAGAGAAAGAGGAAAUUGAAGGAGAAAUUAAGUUAUAUGGCUGGGUUCUUUGAGAACACGGUGAAGAAAGUGAUGGAUCACCAAGAAAUGUUGCAUAGGAAGUUCUUGGAAGUGAUUGAAAGAAUGGAUAGAGAGAGAACAGAUAGAGAAGAAACCUGGAGACACCAAGAAGCUGAAAAGCACAACAGAGAAGCCAUUUCUAGAGCACAUGAAUGGGCUUCAACUUCAAGUAGAGAGGCUCAAAUUGUUUCUUACAUAGAGAGAAUCACGGGCCAAAGUAUCAAUCUUCCUAUUAGAAUGGCUCCACCAUUGCUGCAACCAGAAAUUUCAAAUGAGCCCAUCAAAGAAAUUACAUCUACAAAAUCUGACAGCCAUAGCAGAUGGCCUAAAGAUGAAGUUGAGGCAUUGAUCAAAGUUAGAAGUAGAAUAGAGAUUAAAUUUCAAGAACCUGGCGUUAAGGGUCCUCUUUGGGAAGAGGUAAGUUCUUUAAUGAGUUCAAUGGGCUAUCAAAGGAGUGCCAAGAGGUGUAAAGAGAAGUGGGAGAAUAUCAACAAAUAUUUUAGAAAAGCCAAAGAAAGUCCAGAGAGGAGGUCUCAGCGAUUCAAAACCUGCUCUUAUUUUAAUCAACUGGAUCAACUAUACUCGAGAAGUCUCAUUAACUAUCCUUCGAACACUACUUAUAUGCCAUCACGUGGCGUUGGGUUUGACAUCGAAAAGCAAGGGCAUUCAGAGGUUUUAGAAGCCUUUGCUGUUGGGAAAGACCACCUUGCAACUAUAACAAAUCCCCCCGGUGAGAACAUAAAAGGUGCUGAAAUGGGCUCUUCGAGAUUUGAGUUUGAUGGUAUCGCUGACAAAAACGAAGAACUUGAAGAGGGAAGCAGUGAGCAGGAUAAAGAAGUUUACAAAGAUGAUAAGCAGGAGAGUGGCGAACAAGGAAAAGAUGACGGUAGUGAUGACGAAGAAAAUGAAAAUUGAGGCUAUAGCUUAGAUGAAAUUUGAGGCAAAUAGUUUGUAGCUUCUUUCUGCCAGUAUCUAUUCGAUUUAGAAUUUUAAGUUUUGCUGGAACCAACGGUAGUGGUUACAGAAUUAUUUUGCUAAGCGACCAAGCCAGAUGUUAAGAGUUGGCUGUUACAGAGGAGGAUGGAUUUUGAACAUUCACUUUGAUGUUGAAGCAUGAAUUUCAUCUAACUAACUGGUUUUGAAAUAAAUCUAAUUGGUUUCUUAGCA